UCUGCCCCCUACCCCCCCUCCUCCCCGUAGAGUGCUGCUGCAUAGACAUUCCUAUAUCAUGAAGAGUUUUGAAGAAUGGAAACCUUUUAUUGUAAUGAUAGCAGUCAAUUUUUCCUUUGCUAUCGUGAAUAUUCUUCUCAAGAAAGUCCUUGACCAGGGAAUGAACCAUUUGGUCCUUGUUACAUACCGGCUGUCAAUUUCUACCAUGUUCUUAGCUCCAAUCGGCUACUUUAUGGAAAGGAACAGCAGACCGAAGCUUACACUUCGUAUCUUAUGUUACCUCUUCUUCAGUGCAAUCAUCGGGGCAUCCAUUACACAAUACUUCUUCCUUCUUGGAAUUCAAUACACAUCUGCUACUUUUGCAUGCGCCUUUGUCAACAUGGUGCCCGUGAUCACAUUUCUAAUGGCAUUACCACUUGGGUUGGAGACAGUGAACUUGAAAUGUAACAGUGGAAGAGCCAAACUACUUGGCACAGUAGUGUGUGUUGGCGGUGCCACACUGCUGACUCUUUACAGAGGAAUGCCUUUGUUUGAUCAUUCUCAUUCACAGUCUGUUACUCAAAUCAUGGGUCACGCUGUCAAGCUCAGCUCUGCCAAGAAAACACAGAGAUGGACCGUUGGUUCAGUAGCUUUGGUUUUAGGAGUCCUGUUUUGGUCUUCAUGGUUUCUUUUACAAUCACCUAUAGGAAAGAGAUACCCCUGCCAGUAUUCCAGCACUGCUAUUAUGUCCUUCUUUGGUGCCAUUCAAUCCGCAAUCUUAAGUCUGUCCACAAACAGAAACCUUUCUGCAUGGGUUCUCAAGGGAAAAAUGGAAAUCAUCACUGUCCUGUAUGCUGGAAUGAUAGGAUCUGGUUUAUGCUAUGUGGGUAUGUCGUGGUGUGUCAAGAAAAGGGGUCCAGUUCUCACAGCAGCAUUCAGCCCCCUCAUUCAAAUACUGGCAGCCAUGUUUGAUAUCCCCAUUCUGCACGAGCAAGUUCAUCUUGGAAGUUUGUUGGGAUCCAUCGUUGUGAUUAUUGGAUUGUACAUACUCCUGUGGGGUAAGAACAAGGAGAUGAAGACAUGCGUAUCAAAAUUAGCUCAAGAAGCUCAUGAAGAGGUCAAGGAACAAGAUCAAUCACAGUUGCAGGUCAUGGUAGUCUCCUCAUCAUGUGAUUCACGGUGACAUUAAGGCCAAGUUGCAUAACGGUUUUCUCCAUUUAAUGAAAACUACGUCCAUCUCCUCCAGAAAUUGUAAUUUUUCUUGAUACUUCUAUAUAUACUUCGUGAUGACUACUGCUUCUGCAUAUUUUCAACUUCGAUA
Messenger RNA from Juglans regia (Persian walnut), 1300 nucleotides. RefSeq names its product WAT1-related protein At3g30340-like. The transcript has 6 exons. Gene Ontology annotation, cellular component: plasma membrane. Lineage: Eukaryota; Viridiplantae; Streptophyta; Magnoliopsida; Fagales; Juglandaceae. Bases 59 to 1162 code for a protein of 367 amino acids. Gene Ontology annotation, molecular function: transmembrane transporter activity. The record is from RefSeq and is a predicted model, not a curated record.